AUGGCGUCUCCAAGGCCUCCGGGCGCGACAGGCCCGAUCCCCUCUCCCAACACCAGACCCAAGUCCCCAGGCAAAGGCCCUCUUCCCAGCCCUGGAGCUGCCAGGUCGUCCGCCGCCGUCCGCUCCCCACCGUCCACCAGCAAUGGACGUCCCAAUCCUCAGCAGGGGGCAAGGUCCCCAGGCGAAGCAGGGGCAGCUCGGAGCCCCCCUCCGACAGCGCGCCGGCAGUCAGGGGGUCCGGGCUCUGCCGCAAACUCCCCCCCGGAAUCGCCGGUGAGCACUUCGAUCAAGCUGAACCUGGGGGCGAAGAAGGCUCCUGUUGGGGGAGGGGGGACUGGUGUUAUCAACGGGACAAGCAGGAAUGCGACGGCCAGAGUGAACACCAGGGCUGAGGGGAUCGACUUUACUUUCGCCGGUAGCUCAACCAGCUCGUAUGCUAGUUCCUCAACCAGAGCUUAUGCUGAAAGCAGCACAGUUGAGGGUACUACUAGGAGGGUUGUGAUGGAGGGCAGCGAGGGUGGAGCUCGGAAAGUCAGCCCGACCAAGCGGCCAAUUGAAGCUGGACAGCUGUCGCCCUCCGGGCAGCCUGGCCCGAACAAGACUACGUUUGUCACCCGGCGGCCGCAGCAAGGGGGGCAAGGGCCAGCCCCUGCUGCUCCUGACACUUCUCCCCAAGUUCAAGCACGGGGCUCUGUGUCGCCAACUAGAGUCGGGACAAGAGUGACGACGAGCACGACAGAAACCACGACCCGAACUUCGACUUCUCCAACUAGAGUGGUGACCAAGGUGGUCACAAGCACGGAAGCGGGGGUAAGAGCAGCUGGGACAAAGUCCCCCCCACAAAGCACGACGACAAACAUUACCCGCUCUCCUGGGGCAACUCCCCAACUCAACGGUUCAGGGUUUACUGUGCAAUCGAGCAGGACCGUGGGCCAAAGCGGGCAGACUGGGGCUCAAUCCGAUGCGGCAAAUCUUGCUGCAAAGCGGCGGACGGUCGUCUCGUUUGCCGACCCUCAGGAAGAUGCUUCAGCGGAGGGCAUUGAUGAUGACAUCAGCGGAAAGAAGGUGACGUCAGCAAAGGUUUUGCGGGACCGGCGGCCUACCGGGUCCCCGCGCGGUAAUGUCGCAGAUGAGCAGGACGGAGAGGAGUACAAUGACGUCAGUGUGGCGAGGUCAGCUGAGCGCACCGUAACAAGGUCAGCUGCUGACGUCAGCGGCGGAGCGGCGAGGCCGAAAGUGCAGCCCGCCGUGUCCCCAGCUGACGUCAGCAACGGUGCAGGGAGGGUGACACCAAAAGCGCAGCAAGCGGCGGCGCUAAAGCCGGCGGGCAAAAGUCCGGGGACGGAGACAGACGACCAGUUCCAGGCUCGAAAAAACGCGCUGCUGUCAAAGUUCAAGGAACGGGCGGGGUUGCCGUUUCCGAAGCCAAUGGAAGCCGACACCGAAGCUGUGGAGGGCGACUUGGGAGGCCCGGAGCAGGGAGCCGAGGUCGCCAGAAGGCCGACGCCGGUGUCAAGUGCAAUGCCAGCGAUCAGUGAGGAGACGCCACGGUCGAUGGCUGCGAUGGUGACACCGAAGAAAGAGGAACUAGGAGUGGAGGGAGUUGAAGCGCGGGUGGAGCGGAAGAAGGCGGCGCUGGUGGCAGCUAGCGCGCGGCGGCCAGUAGUGACGAAGGCGGUCGUCAGGGAGGCGCAGAUUGAAGCAGCUGAGGAACUAGAGGAGGAACCGGCUGACAGAUAUGAGACGAUUAAGGCUCCUGCGAAGACUGCAGUCCCAAUCAUUGAGGAGCGAGUUGUUCGGGCAAGCCCGCUCAAGUCGGCUCUGAAGCACACGCAAGCGCUUUCCUCUGACGGAGAAGUGGAGGGGUUUCAAAGCCAGGCACCAGACGAGUACGAGGUUCAUCAAGAAGCCAAAACGGUGCCACGUGGCAGCAUCGAGGCGACCCGGCGGGCCGCCGCGCCGGCUCAACAAGCUGAGGAAUCAGAACCGGCCCUCGACGACGAGGAGACUCCUGUGCAGAAGAGACCCGUUUCUAAAGCGGUCACUUCCGCCGCCGACAAAUCCAAGUACAACCGUCUCAAGACCGUGCUCAAAGUCGAAGAAAGGGAUCUUCACUUCAACCGGAGCGGAACGUUGGCAGCGGAAAAGUUCGAGUGGCUGGAGGUCAAGCGGAAGGCGGAAGAGGAGGAAGAACUAGAGGCGGGAGAAGCGGAGGAAGAACUCGAGGCGAGAGACGACGUGGAAGAACUAGAGGCGCGGGCGACGAAAGCGGUGGCGAGGAGUUCCAAGGGCAAGAGCGGGCGCUUCGUGUUUGACAACGAGGACGGCGACGAAGACGGAGACGAACUUUCCGGGGGGCUGGAUUCCGGGGCUGCGGAUUCCCCUGAAAAGGGUGAAACAAAAGGGGGCCCAGGCGUGCUGCGCCAAUUGAAGGGGGUGCUUCGCACCGGCGCGCGCGCGAUGGAGGUGCGCGAGCCCAGCGAGUGGGGGGAUGAUGACGACAUGCACCUGCGCGACAUGACGUCAGCGAGGGACAUGGAGAGCGGGGCGGAGCCCGUCUCUGCGCGGGCUCCCGUUGAGCGAACCGGGCCUUUUGAUGGGGAGGAAGCUCUAGACUCCCCCGUGGCGCGAAAUGCCCGCCUGGGAACCCUAAAGGUCCGCACCGCCGCCGCGUUGGGCGCGGACCGCGGGGCCGGGCGAGCGAGUGACGUGAAGAAGACGCAGAAUGUGACGUCAGAGAAGCAGGCCGAGAAAGAAGCGGCCCCCCUUCAGGGGUCAAAAGAAGAGCCGUCCACCAAGCGCCUUUCGGAAGCUGCCGGGGGCAAACCGGGGGGUAAAUUCUCAGCCGAGGAUUCCGGCUCACGGGCGCUUCGGCCAAGCGACCCGGGGCAAUCUACAGAGGAGGAAGAAGAGCAGCCUCUAACUGGAAAAGAAAUGGUCCUCGCCGCGCGCGAGUACACAGGGACCGAGCUCGUGAUUCAUCCGGCCGCGGGAGACCUAGACGUUUCUCCCAGAGGGGCAGAAGGUACCGACGCGGAAAAACCGGUAGCGGGGUCGAAGUCCGUGGGGAAAAGCCGGUUUGCGGCUAAACCGGCUGAGAUAACCGUGGCCGCCGCGGCUAACCAGGCGUACUCUGCGCCCGGGCAGAGGGGGACGGCCGCCGACGCCCAAGACGGUCAGGAAGGGUUUGCGGAGGGGGUUAAGGACGGGUUACCGAGACCCGCCGGCGCGGCCGCGAGCGCGCGCCGGCCGCGCACCUUCGCGGCGAUGGGCAGCCUUAAGGACCGCGAGGGAAGGUUAAAGGGUAUGGAGAGCAUCGGCGUUUCGCGCCGGGGGGCGCAGGGAGAGUGGGCGCCCGGGUCGCCGCGGACCCCCCUCUCCGAGCAGAACGUGCGGAUCGAGUUUCUGAGGAAUGAGUCACGGCCGCUCAGCCCCAAGCUCAAGAUGUGGAGCGAUAUAAAGGAGCGAGUGUCAAGUAUGCUCAUGUUCAAGUCGACGAAGCAAAAACCAGUGGACGAGUCCAAGAAGCGGAUCCUGGUGAUCGGCGCCGAGUGCAGCGCGGGCGAGAGCACCUUACGUCAUCUUCUGAUACGCGGUGUGAAUAGGUUCGCGGUCAGCUUCGCGGUGCCGUGCCUGGAGAGCCUGCAGCGCAGCAUGACCGUCGAUCUCGCGAGCUACCACAAAAAGUACUACGCGCAGCUGCAGGCCGCGGGCGCGGACCGCGUCGAGGUCAACAUGCUGGACGAGCGCUCCCUUCUGAGUGCGAUGCGCGGGGUUUGGGGCGUGGUUUACGCGGAGCAGUGGAACCUGUACGACCCCGAAGAGGAGAUCCUGCGUGGCAAGAUGGUCGCCAACGCCGCAUUCAAGGCCGGCGUGCACCACGUGGUCUACAGCAGCGCCGAGAGCGUGCGGGACUUGCAACUGGCGGGCUUGUCGCGGCUGGAGCGCGACCCGCAGUGGGUUGUGCCGCACUUCGACAGCAAGGGCGACAUCGAAGCGUACAUGGUCGCCAUCGGGCUGCCGGCGACGUACCUGCGAGUCGCGCCUCACUACCACGAGCUGCUCGACUUCUGCCUCUUCCGGACCGUCGGAUUGGGCACGCUCGACGUCUGCCUUCCGAUGGGCUCCACUCCGUUCCCGUCCAUCUCGGCUGCUGACGUCGGCGGUUGCGUCAUGAAGAUCUUUGAGGAGCCCGGCCAGUACAGCGGACUGUGCAUCGACCUGGUUGGGUCUUACAUACCGAUGUCGGACUACUGCAAGAUCUUGUCGGAGCACCUGGGCAAGACGGUCGCCUACCGGUCGGUCACCCCGGAGUGGUACAAGGAGAACGCGGGAUACGGCCACGCGGCGUCGCUCGCGAACAUGUACUCCUUCCUGCGCGAGUACCCUGAGUAUUCCAUGAGCCACGUGGAAGAGGCGCAGGCGCUGUACCCGGAGCUGCAGACCUUCGAGGAGUGGAUGAACGGAACGACGGACGUUCCGUCGGAGAACGCGGCGGAACGCGGCGGAGCGCAGCUCACGCUGGACAUCGUGCGCGACGACGGGCUGCUGGCCGGGAGCCACGCCGGAAAGAAGGCGGCGUUCGCGGAACUGCUGGAGCUUUCCGACCGGAACCAGCGGAGAACGGCGAGUCGGCGGUGGAAAAAUAUCAAGGCGAGCGUUCAAACGAUGCCGCUCAUGGGCGGCCGCGCUCCGGCGCCUCCCAAGGCGCUGCCCACCAAAUGGAAGAGCCCGGUUCCGGCCGGAAAGGCAGCGGAAAGGGCGGCGGAAAAGACGGCGGACGAAGACGACGGCGCGAAGCAGCUUUCCGUCGAGGUUCAAAAGCGGAACGGGGCCGGAACGGAACGGAUCGGCCGGCCCGCCGCGGCGGAGCGGCCCGCACUGACGGCGGGAAGCGCCAAGCCUGAAAUUCCGGGAUCAAGGGACCGGCGGUCCGUACCGGAGCUGAUGGACAAGCCCGGGUUGCCCGCGUUGAGGGACCGGCCAGCUGUCCCGGCGGUUCCCGAGCUGAUGGAUAAGCCGGGGUUGCCCGCUUUGAUGAACCGGGCGGGGCCGCGGGAAGCGCCCGCUUUGGGCGGGAGGCUCGCGUUGGCGACAGGAUCGGUGUGA
This is a messenger RNA of Klebsormidium nitens, 5109 nucleotides long. The record is from the annotation of a GenBank genome assembly. NCBI's taxonomy places the organism in Eukaryota, Viridiplantae, Streptophyta, Klebsormidiophyceae, Klebsormidiales, Klebsormidiaceae.